Gracilinanus agilis (Agile Gracile Mouse Opossum) is the source of this 981-nucleotide messenger RNA. Its product is annotated as olfactory receptor 51I2-like. Gene Ontology annotation, biological process: G protein-coupled receptor signaling pathway. NCBI's taxonomy places the organism in Eukaryota, Metazoa, Chordata, Mammalia, Didelphimorphia, Didelphidae. The record is from RefSeq and is a predicted model, not a curated record. Gene Ontology annotation, molecular function: G protein-coupled receptor activity; olfactory receptor activity. Gene Ontology annotation, cellular component: membrane. The transcript has a single exon. Bases 1 to 981 code for a protein of 326 amino acids.
AUGAAAUCAUGGAACAGCUCAGUGGCCAACUCCAAUAGCAGUAAUGUGCUCUCUUCCAUCUUCUACCUCACAGGCAUCCCUGGCUAUGAAGAAGCUCACUGCUGGAUUUCCAUCCCUUUCUGCCUGCUUUAUUUAAUCGGGAUAGUUGGAAAUAGCACCAUCCUUCACAUCAUUAGGAUUGACCCCAGUCUCCAUGAACCCAUGUACUACUUUCUUGCCAUGUUGUCCCUUACAGACAUGGGUAUGUCCCUUUCCACACUACCCACUGUGCUUAGGAUCUUCUGGUUUAAUGCCAAUGAGAUCACCUUUGAUGCCUAUGUGAUCCAAAUGUUUUUCAUCCAUUCUCUGUCACUGAUGGAGUCAGCUGUACUCUUGGCCAUGGCUUUUGACCGCUAUGUGGCUAUCUGUAAUCCUCUAAUGUAUGCUGUCAUUCUCACGCCACGGCGCAUUAUUAACACAGGAGUUAUUUUACUCCUUAGGAGCACAACUCUCUUACCACCCUUGCUAGUCUGCCUCUUGUGGUAUCCCUUCUGUGGCUCCCAUGUCCUCUCUCAUUCAUUCUGUCUACAGCAAGAUCUGAUUAGGUUAGCCUGUGCUGACACUACCUUCAAUGCCGUGUAUGGGCUGACUUUGGUUAUAUUAUUCUGGGGGGUGGACUCCAUAGGUAUCAUCAUGUCUUACAUCUUCAUCCUCCGCUCUGUGCUGAGAAUUGCAUCCCGAGAGGAACGUCUCAAGGCCCUCAACACAUGUGCCUCCCAUAUCUGUGCCGUCUUCAUUCUCUAUGUGCCUAUGAUUGGGCUGUCCAUGGUACAUCACUUUGCAAAGCAUUCCUCUCCUCUUGUUCAUAUCCUAAUGGCCAACAUUUACCUUCUGGUGCCUCCUGUGCUCAACCCCAUUAUCUACAGUGUCAAGACUAAGCAGAUACGUCGAGGAAUCUUUCAGAUACUGGCACCACAGAGACUUCUUUCCACCUUCAAGUAA